Molecule: messenger RNA, 1623 nt
Organism: Cheilinus undulatus (humphead wrasse)
Lineage: Eukaryota; Metazoa; Chordata; Actinopteri; Labriformes; Labridae
Gene: c1qbp
Product: complement component 1, q subcomponent binding protein
Exons: 6
Coding region: 149-1009 (286 amino acids)
Biological process (GO): cytosolic ribosome assembly
Cellular component (GO): mitochondrial matrix
Source: RefSeq, a predicted model, not a curated record
GUUACUAUAGGUCAAUGUGUCCUCCACACGUGUUUUCUCUAAUCUGUCAAAAGCGACUGUAAUAGGGAGCUAGCAGGCUGUCCUCAGCUGUCUAACAACAAAUACUUACUUUAUUAUAACGCUCGUUAAUUAUUAUUUAUAUACAAUCAUGCUAAAGUCAGUAGUCCGUGCGGUCGGAACCGCUGUUCGUCUCUCCUCUGCCACCACAGCCACGGCCCGAGCUCUGCCGCUCAGUUGCCCCGCACUCUGCGCUCCUAGCUCGGCAACGACUCGGCCCUUCACCCGGUCUCUGUGGAUGCUGAAUAACAGCGGGGCUUCUUCGGGAUACAGACCGAAACUGUUCGCUUCAAAAGCAUUGACUCCUUCAUUAUCGUGUGGGUGUGGAGGACUGCAUACAGAAGGGGAUAAAGCAUUUGGGGAUUUCCUGUCUGAUGAAAUCAAAGAGGAGAGAAAGAUCCAGAAAAACAAAAGCCUUCCUAAGAUGUCUGGAGGAUGGGAGCUGGAGAUGAACGGCACAGAGGCCAAACUCACGAGACAUGUUUCAGGAGAAAAAAUCACUGUCACAUUUAAUGUCAACAACAGCAUCCCUCCUAACUUUGAGGAGGAGGCAGAUCAGCAGAAGCCACAAGAAGAGGAGCCAGAAAUUGUGUCAUCACCAAACUUUGUAGUUGAAAUAUCCAAACAGGCUGCUAAACAUUCCCUGGUGUUUGACUGCCAUUUCCCUGAGGAUGAGAUGAGCCACGGUGAAGGAGAGGAGGAGAGCGACAUCUUUGCCGUCCGUGAGGUCAGUUUCCAGCCUGAAGGAGACCCUGACUGGAAGGAGACUAGCUAUACACUCAACACAGACUCUCUGGACUGGGCCCUGUAUGACCACCUCAUGGACUUCCUGGCCGACCGUGGGGUCGACAACACGUUUGCUGAUGAACUGAUGGAGCUGAGCACAGCCAUCGAACACCAGGAGUACAUCAAGUUUUUGGAAGACCUUCAAGGCUUUGUCAAGUGCAACUAAUGUUAGAUAUAAACCUAUUUUCACAGUUCUUUAGUAGACACCCUGGCAAAGUUGGAGAUGUGAUAAAAUAAUACUAUUGCAGCACUGAUGACUGGGACUCUAAAGACACUUUACAUCUCUUGCUAUUGUGCUGCCAACAGUGGUCACGGUAAUACUUGUCACAGUAAUACUUGGCUGCAGGUAUGUUCCUUUGUUAAAAUGUGAGUUUAUUUUUCUGUAAUUUAAAUAAAAAAUAUGAAGGUCAUAAACAGUGCAGGUCAUAUCAUCAUGAGCAUAAAAUGCCCCACGAUUUAAGUCUUCUCUGCAGUUAUCUGACAUGGUUUAGUCAGUGUGUAAACUGUCCUAAAGCCAAAAAAAGGGAUUCCUAUGAUGUAAAAUGUAAUCAAAAGCUUUGAGGAGAAACACACUUCAGUUUCUGGGAUUGCUUUUUUCUUUCUUUUACACUUUGACAGUUCAAGUCUUACUUCUAUUUACUUUUGUUCUGGAACAAAUGUUGACUUAUUGAUUUGAGCCUGCAGUGACUGAAGACUAAUUUUGAAUGGCAUACAGCAGUGUGUCGUCAGAGAAUUAAAGCUAUAAGAGAUCCAAUAUCCAAUAAAACAAUUUGAUAUAAA